GCCAUGGGCAGCCGGGACCAGCCGCAGCGCGAGCAGGAGCGCCGGGAGGGCUCCGGCCGCGGGUCUGGGCUCUUCGGAGCCAUGGGAUAGCGCCAGAGCCGGCCCGCGGACAAGCCGCAGCUCUGCUGCCCUGCACGGCGGCUCGGAGCGCGCCUGCGGAGCGAGGGCGGCACAAUAGCCGGGAGGAGGAGAGAGGGAAGGGGCAGGAGCGAGAAAGACGCACGGAGCUGCGGGACUCUGCAAGCCCCAGCCCCUGCAGGGGGGCACGGCGGCCCCCGGCCCGGGGCAGCGGGGGCUGGGUGCGCCAUCGGUCGCGUCCUCCUCCCCCGGCCCCUGCUCCUUUGUCCGCCCUCCCGUCGGAUGGCCGUGGUGCGAGCGUCCUUGUUCUCGGGCAAACGCCGGUCCCGCCGGGGCUGAAGCUGUAGGUGUUGGUGGGGGGCGACGAGGACGAGAGACCGUCCCAGGGACAGAAGCAGCUGCCUCUGCGUCCUCUUCUCCGGCGUGGAUCGCGAAGGAGACGCGUUUCGCGAGUUAACCCUUGUCUGUCUGCUUCUGUAGCUCCAUGUGAGAUUUGGCUGGCGUACUCCGCCCCCUGUUCCUCACCCUGGUCUAUUCUCGGAUGCAAAAUGGUGGACCCAGUGGGGUUUGUGGAGGCUUGGAAAGCUCAGUUUGCAGACUCGGAGCCUCCCAAGAUGGAGCUGAAGUCAGUGGGAGACAUUGAGCAGGAGCUGGAGCUGUGCAAAGCCUCCAUCCGGAGGCUGGAGAUGGAAGUCAACAAGGAGAGGUUCCGCAUGAUCUACCUUCAGACCCUCCUGGCCAAGGAGAAGAAGAGCUAUGACCGACAGAGGUGGGGCUUUAAGCGAGUUUCCCAUCUCCCUGAAGGGGCUGCAGAGCUGCAGAAUCAAGACCCACAUCACCAACCGGCUGAGCAAGGGGAGCUGGAAAAAAACAAGCCCCAUCACGGAGAGGAGAGGUUCAAGCCAAGGAUACCUUCUCUGCGGAAACUGUCCACCCAGAGCGACGGGUCAGACCUGUCGUUGCUGGACAGUCCCCACCACGGAGAAGGGGAUCAGGACAGGUGUAAAUACUACAGCGAAGAAAAGCUGAAGAGAGUCGCGGAGGACACGGAGAACCGCUGCGAUACAGAGGGGUCCCCUUCGAAACCCAGGCCGGCUUCCACUCGCAGGCUGGUAGGAUCCGCUGAGAAAGAGGGGUCUUUCGAGCCAAUUGCGAAGGAGAGAGGGAACACUACCAGCGUAGCGGCGCUGAGGUCCAAUUUUGAGCGGAUUAAAAAGAUAAAUUUGCAUUCCUCUACAGAUAGCAAGGAUGCCCCGGAGAAGCCCUUUUACGUGAACAUGGAGUACCACCAUGAGAAGGGGCUUGUGAAGGUCAAUGAUAAAGAUGUUUCAGAUAAGAUAAGCUCCCUGGGUAGCCAAGCCAUGCAGAUGGAGCGCAAGAAGUCUUUGCAUUCUCUUCCUCCGAACAUGGUAGCCAGCUUUAGCGAGUUCCAAAGGGCCGCCUACAGGGGGAGAUCCUCCGAGAGCACCUUUGGCUACGAUGGAGAGUAUGAGGAUGCUGAACUGAACCCCAGGUUUCUGAAAGACAACCUGAUAAAUGCCAACGGGGGCAACCGAGCACCAUGGCAACCAAUGGACUUUCAGCCCUACCAAAGCAUCUACGUUGGUGGGAUGAUGGGGGAAGGAGAAAGCAAAGGAUCUGUCCUGCGAAAUCAAAGCAUGUCUGACCAGGAGAAGCAUCUUACAUGGCCCAGGAGAUCUUAUUCCCCCAGGAGUUUUGAGGACAUUGGGGGAGGGUAUACUCCUGACUGUAGCUCUAAUGAGAACCUCACAUCCAGUGAGGAGGACUUCUCUUCAGGUCAGUCCAGCCACGUUUCUCCCAGCCCUACCGCUUACCGCAUGUAUCGGGAUAAAAGCCGUUCUCCGUCCCAGAAUUCACAGCAAUCCUUUGACAGCAGCAGCCCACCAACUCCUCAGUCUCAAAAGCGGCACAGGCCACAGCAGGUUGUUGUGUCUGAAGCUACUAUUGUAGGAGUACGAAAAACAGGGCAGAUCUGGCCGAAUGAUGGAGACUUACCAUCUGGGAGAAAUCAUCAGGACAGCUGUUUCCAUGGAGAUACAGAUGCUUCAUUCAGUGGGACGCCACCUAGCUAUGCCUAUGAUGCUGACCGCGCCGAAGAACAGCGGCGACACCAUGACAUGAUGCCCUACAUUGAUGACUCACCGUCAUCAUCACCACAUCUCAGUUCCAAGAGUCGGGGCAGCCGAGAUACCCUCUCUUCAGGGUCUCUGGAGUCCACAAAAUCAAGUGAGCCAGACUUGGAGAAGGGCUUGGAGAUGAGGAAAUGGGUCCUGUCUGGAAUCCUAGCCAGUGAGGAAACCUACCUGAGCCACCUAGAGGCUCUGCUGCUGCCCAUGAAGCCUUUGAAAGCUGCUGCCACCACUUCUCAACCUGUAUUGACCAGUCAGCAGAUUGAAACCAUUUUCUUCAAAGUGCCUGAGUUAUAUGAGAUCCACAAAGAAUUCUAUGAUGGGCUCUUUCCUCGUGUGCAGCAGUGGAGUCACCAGCAGCGUGUAGGAGACCUUUUCCAGAAGCUGGCCAGCCAGCUGGGAGUGUACCGGGCCUUCGUGGAUAACUAUGAAGUUGCCAUGGAGACAGCAGAGAAAUGCUGCCAGGCCAACGCUCAGUUUGCUGAAAUCUCUGAGAAUCUAAAGGCCAGAAGCACAAAGGAUUCUAAGGAUCAGACGACAAAAAACUCCUUGGAAACUCUACUGUACAAGCCAGUGGAUCGAGUGACACGCAGCACACUUGUUCUUCAUGAUUUACUGAAACACACUCCAGCCACCCAUCCUGACUACCCCCUCUUGCAGGACGCACUGCGCAUCUCUCAGAAUUUCCUGUCCAGCAUCAAUGAGGAGAUCACGCCCCGCAGACAAUCAAUGACUGUCAAGAAGGGAGAGCACCGGCAGCUCCUGAAGGACAGUUUCAUGGUGGAGCUGGUUGAGGGGGCUCGGAAGCUGCGCCACGUCUUUCUUUUCACUGACCUGUUCCUGUGUGCCAAGCUCAAGAAGCAGAUUGGAGGGAAAAGCCAGCAGUAUGAUUGUAAAUGGUACAUUCCGCUCACAGACCUCAGCUUCCAGACAGUGGACGAGGCCGAGGCUGUGCCUAACAUCCCACUUGUGCCUGAUGAGGAGCUGGACGCCAUGAAGAUCAAGAUUUCCCAGAUCAAGAAUGACAUCCAGCGGGAAAAGAAGGCGAAUAAGGGCAGCAAAGUCAUUGAGAGGUUGAAAAAGAAGCUCUCUGAGCAGGAGUCCCUGCUGCUGCUGAUGUCCCCCAACAUGGCUUUCCGGGUGCACAACCGCAAUGGAAAGAGUUACACGUUCCUCAUCUCAUCAGACUACGAACGUGCAGAGUGGAGAGAAAACAUCCGGGAACAGCAGAAGAAAUGCUUUAAAAGCUUCUCGCUCACAUCAGUGGAGCUCCAGAUGUUGACCAACUCAUGUGUCAAGCUUCAGACUGUCCACAACAUUCCCCUUACCAUCAAUAAAGAAGAUGAUGAAUCCCCUGGGCUCUAUGGAUUCCUGAACGUGAUCGUCCAUUCUGCCACAGGAUUCAGACAGAGUUCGAAUCUGUACUGCACAUUAGAGGUGGAUUCCUUCGGGUAUUUUGUGAACAAAGCUAAGACCCGUGUUUACAGGGAUACCACGGAGCCCAACUGGAAUGAGGAGUUUGAAAUUGAGCUGGAGGGCUCGCAGACCCUGCGGAUUCUGUGCUAUGAAAAAUGCUAUAACAAAACCAAGCUCACCAAAGAGGAUGGAGAGACCACUGACAGGAUCAUGGGGAAAGGCCAGAUCCAGCUGGAUCCACAGGUACUGCAGGACAAAGACUGGCAGCGGACAGUCAUCUCAAUGAAUGGAAUCGAAGUGAAACUGUCUGUGAAAUUCACCAGUCGGGAGUUCAGCCUGAAAAGAAUGCCAUCCCGCAAACAGACUGGGGUCUUUGGAGUCAAGAUUGCUAUUGUCACCAAGAGAGAGAGGUCCAAGGUGCCUUACAUUGUGCGCCAGUGUGUGGAGGAGAUAGAGCGGCGUGGGAUGGAGGAAGUGGGCAUUUAUCGUGUCUCAGGGGUUGCAACUGAUAUCCAGGCGUUGAAAGCUGCCUUCGAUGUCAACAACAAAGAUGUGUCAGUGAUGAUGAGCGAGAUGGAUGUUAACGCCAUUGCUGGGACAUUAAAGCUGUAUUUCAGAGAACUGCCUGAGCCCCUCUUCACAGAUGAACUGUACCCCAACUUUGCAGAGGGCAUCGCACUUUCAGAUCCGGUUGCAAAGGAAAGCUGCAUGCUGAACCUAUUGCUGUCACUUCCAGAACCUAACCUUGUGACAUUCCUUUUCCUUCUGGACCAUUUAAAAAGGGUUGCUGAGAGGGAGAGCAUCAACAAGAUGUCCCUGCACAAUCUGGCAACUGUCUUUGGACCAACGCUGCUGAGACCCUCAGAGAAGGACAGUAAAAUUCCUGCUAACCCAACCCAGCCCAUAACAAUGACUGACAGCUGGUCACUAGAAGUCAUGUCCCAGGUUCAAGUUCUUCUUUACUUCCUGCAGCUGGAAACGAUCCCCACCCCAGACAGCAAGAGGCAAAGCAUCCUCUUUUCCACAGAGGUAUAGAGGUCUGGUUUUAGCAAGGGGACUUGUAGAACUGCUCUCAGUG
This is a messenger RNA of Alligator sinensis (Chinese alligator), 4722 nucleotides long. RefSeq names its product BCR, RhoGEF and GTPase activating protein (gene BCR). The coding region runs from base 627 to 4679 and encodes 1350 amino acids. Gene Ontology annotation, cellular component: membrane. The record is from RefSeq and is a predicted model, not a curated record. Lineage: Eukaryota; Metazoa; Chordata; Crocodylia; Alligatoridae. Gene Ontology annotation, biological process: positive regulation of GTPase activity; protein phosphorylation; intracellular signal transduction. Gene Ontology annotation, molecular function: protein serine/threonine kinase activity; GTPase activator activity; guanyl-nucleotide exchange factor activity. The transcript is spliced from 23 exons.